Molecule: messenger RNA, 2893 nt
Organism: Syngnathus acus (greater pipefish)
Lineage: Eukaryota; Metazoa; Chordata; Actinopteri; Syngnathiformes; Syngnathidae
Product: elongation factor 2-like
Exons: 13
Coding region: 149-2722 (857 amino acids)
Biological process (GO): translational elongation
Cellular component (GO): ribonucleoprotein complex; cytosol
Molecular function (GO): GTPase activity; GTP binding; translation elongation factor activity
Source: RefSeq, a predicted model, not a curated record
AUGACGUCAACGACACGACGCACGCAUUAUAUAAUGAGUUCGUCUGACGUCAGCGUUCUCUUCCCUGCCUAGGCCCUCGUGUGGUGGGCAGUGUAAUAUUUGCUGUCGGCUUUUUCUCCACCGAGCGAAUCCAAAACCAUCCGUCAAAAUGGUGAACUUUACAAUCGACCAGAUCCGUGCCAUCAUGGACAAGAAGGCCAACAUCCGUAACAUGUCCGUGAUUGCGCACGUCGAUCAUGGCAAAUCCACCUUGACCGACUCACUCGUGUCCAAGGCUGGUAUCAUCGCCUCGGCCCGUGCUGGGGAAACCCGUUUCACCGACACGCGAAAGGACGAACAAGAUCGUUGCAUUACCAUCAAGUCUACCGCCAUCUCCAUGUUCUACCAGCUGUCCGAGAAUGACAUGGCCUUCAUCAAGCAGUCCAAGGAUGGCGCCGGCUUCUUGAUCAACCUGAUCGACUCUCCUGGACACGUUGACUUCUCCUCUGAAGUGACCGCUGCUCUCCGUGUCACUGACGGAGCUCUGGUGGUCGUUGACUGCGUUUCUGGCGUGUGCGUCCAAACCGAGACUGUGCUCCGCCAGGCCAUCUGCGAGCGCAUCAAGCCAGUCCUGAUGAUGAACAAAAUGGACCGUGCCUUGUUGGAGCUGCAGCUCGAGCCCGAGGACUUGUACAAAACUUUCCAGUGCAUCAUCGAGAACGUCAACGUCAUCAUUUCCACUUAUGGUGAAGAGGAUGGACCCAUGGGCAAUAUCCAGAUUGAUCCAGUCAUUGGCACCGUCGGCUUUGGCUCUGGCCUCCACGGAUGGGCUUUCACCCUCAAGCAGUUUGCUGAGAUGUACGCGGCCAAAUUUGCUGCCAAGGGCAACACCGAGAUGACUGGUGCUGAGCGUUGCAAGAAGGUGGAAGACAUGAUGAAGAAACUGUGGGGUGACAGGUACUUUGACCCAGCCUCUGGCAAGUUUUCCAAGUCCUCAAAUGGAGCCGAUGGCAAGAGGAUCCCUCGCAGCUUUGUCCAUCUUAUCCUUGACCCCAUCUUCAAGGUGUUUGAUGCCAUCAUGAACUUCAAGAAGGAGGAGACGAGCAAGCUGAUCCAAAAGUUGGACAUCAAGUUGGAUUCCGAGGACAAGGAUAAAGAAGGCAAGCCCCUGCUGAAGGCUGUGAUGCGUCGCUGGCUGCCAGCUGGAGAGGCCCUCCUUCAGAUGAUCACCAUCCACCUGCCUUCCCCCGUCACUGCCCAAAAGUACCGUUGCGAGCUGCUCUAUGAAGGACCCGACGAAGAUGAGGCCGCCAUGGGUAUCAAGAAUUGUGACUCCAAGGCUCCCUUAAUGAUGUACAUCUCUAAGAUGGUACCCACCAGUGACAAGGGACGCUUCUAUGCCUUUGGCCGUGUCUUCUCUGGAACCGUUUCCACUGGUCUCAAAGUGCGUAUCAUGGGACCCAACUACACCCCUGGAAAGAAAGAAGAUCUCUACUUGAAGCCAAUCCAGAGGACCAUUCUGAUGAUGGGUCGCUACACUGAGCCCAUUGAAGACGUGCCCUGUGGUAACAUUGUGGGUCUGGUUGGUGUGGAUCAGUUCCUGGUCAAGACUGGAACCAUCACCACCUUUGAGCAAGCACACAACAUGAAAGUUAUGAAGUUCAGCGUCAGCCCUGUGGUGAGGGUCGCCGUGGAAGCCAAGAACCCCGCCGAUCUCCCCAAGCUGGUGGAGGGCUUGAAGCGUCUGUCCAAGUCCGAUCCCAUGGUGCAGUGCAUCAUUGAAGAGUCUGGAGAGCACAUUGUUGCUGGAGCCGGAGAGCUUCACCUGGAGAUCUGCCUCAAGGAUCUUGAAGAGGACCAUGCUUGCAUCCCACUCAAGAAAUCUGAGCCCGUGGUGUCUUACAGGGAGACUGUCAGCGCCGAGUCCUCAAUCGUGUGUCUGUCCAAGUCCCCCAACAAGCACAACCGUCUGUUCAUGAAGGCACGGCCCCUUGAAGACGGUUUGCCCGAGGACAUUGAGAAGGGAGACGUCACCGCUCGUCAGGAGAUGAAGGCCCGUGCCCGCUACCUUGCAGACAAGUAUGACUGGGAAGCCACAGACUGCAAGAAGAUCUGGUGCUUCGGCCCUGACGGAACUGGGCCCAACCUGCUGGUGGAUGUGACCAAGGGAGUGCAGUACCUUAAUGAGAUCAAGGACAGUGUUGUGGCUGGCUUCCAGUGGGCUGUCAAGGAGGGUGUCCUCUGUGAAGAGAACAUGCGUGCGGUUCGCUUUGAUAUCCACGAUGUCACCCUGCACACAGACGCCAUCCACCGCGGUGGUGGACAGAUAAUGCCCACCACUCGCAGAGUUCUGUAUGCAUGCGAGCUCACAGCUGAGCCCAGAAUGAUGGAGCCUGUCUAUCUGGUGGAGAUCCAGUGUCCUGAGGCUGCCAUGGGUGGAAUCUAUGGUGUGUUGACCAAGAGACGUGGUCACGUAUUUGAGGAAGCCAGUGUGCUCGGUACACCCAUGCGUGUCAUCAAGGCCUACCUGCCUGUCAUGGAGUCGUUUGGUUUCACAGCCGACCUUCGUUCCAACACCGGUGGCCAGGCCUUCCCCCAGUGUGUCUUUGACCAUUGGCAGAUCCUCCCUGGAAACCCGUUGGAACCCACAAGCAAGCCCGGUAUUGUGGUCACCGAUGCACGUAAACGCAAGGGCCUGAAAGAAGGCGUGCCGGCCUUGGACAACUACCUGGACAAAUUAUAAAAGCCUGGACCACUAUUUGCUUAUUGCCUCAUUCCUCCCCCACACAUGUAAUCGGCACUGUGGGACCGGACUGUACAGAACACAGUGAGCACCAAGUUUGCCAAACGGAUUGACAAUAUAAAUGAUAAACCUAACAAAAAAUUGUAAACAAAUAAAAGGAAAUAAAACCUA